AUGUACCCGGGUCACCUCCCCGUCCUUGGUCUUCACCAACACGCACCCGGUGUCAUUCCACGUGGAGUGAUGAACCACCCUCACACUCGUCACUACGAGCACUAUCCGGCGAAGUACCGCCCACCUGAAUGUCCAGCUACCCAACAGAUGCGCACGACGUUCACCAUCAAGUGGGUGCCUAACACCCAACAGUGGGCUCAGCUUGAGCGCCGCCUCCGCAUGGCGAUGAUCAGCAAUGGCUAUCCCGUGUUCGAGAUUCGCAACGAGGUCAAGCACGGCGGCAAGACUCUGAUACAUCUCAUGACCCCCACGGAGUACUGCGGCAAGUUCGAAAGCGACAUCAACGAGCUGCUCUACGAGCUGUUCACCAGCUGGGGAAUGAGAUGGAGUGGCAGGGAGAUCAAAAUCCAAACCUACGCCUACGAAUGA
Messenger RNA from Apiotrichum porosum, 429 nucleotides. RefSeq lists its product as uncharacterized. Lineage: Eukaryota; Fungi; Basidiomycota; Tremellomycetes; Trichosporonales; Trichosporonaceae. Bases 1 to 429 code for a protein of 142 amino acids. The record is from RefSeq and is a predicted model, not a curated record. The transcript is spliced from 4 exons.